GGUAGGUUUCCGUGUCAGAGAGUCAGGAGGAGCUAAUGGCUGCGGAGCGACCGGAGCGGCUUCACUGACUCGUCUUGUUUACAAAUGGAGGAAAGAACUGUCUACGAGUAGUUGGAGCUUCAGCCAAUGAUCCCCCCCUCCCGUGCUCGUCUUCCUCACACACCUUCACCUCCCGGCUCUGCAGCCCAGCCCCGGCAGCGUGGACCCGUCCCUCUCCCCAGGCCUCGAGCCCUCCCAUCGGCGGCCCGCUCCGGCGGUGUGUUGGUGUACGAUGGCGCGGUGGGAUGCUGAGGGCUGCCGCGGGGGACUGUGAUGUCAGAGCCCAACAGCCCGGGCGAGAGCCGGCGUGGCGCUCCCAGAUUCUUCGUGGGCUGCGAGGACGAUGAGAGCGAGGCCCUGGAGGACAGCAUGAGGACAGACAUGGAGCUGUAUGAGGACGACGAAGACACAGACUCGCCCCCGGAGCAACAGAUCGAGGUGGGGAUCUGCUGCAUGAUGAAAAAGUCCAAGUCCAAGCCGAUGACCCAGAUCCUGGAGAGGCUGUGCCGGUUCGAGUACAUCACGGUGGUCAUCUUCCCAGAGGACGUCAUCCUCAACGAGUCCGUGGACAAGUGGCCUCUGUGCGACUGCCUCAUCUCCUUCCACUCUAAGGGCUUCCCACUGGACAAGGCAGUGAGCUACGCCAAACUCAGAAAUCCUCUGCUCAUCAACGACCUGAACAUGCAGUACUACAUUCAGGACAGGAGGGAGGUGUAUCGCAUCCUGCAGGAGGAAGGGAUUGACCUGCCACGCUAUGCCGUGCUGAACCGUGACCCAGAUAAACCAGAUGAAUGCAACCUGGUGGAAGGAGAGGACCACGUGGAGGUGAACGGAGAGAUCUUCCAGAAGCCUUUCGUUGAGAAGCCCGUCUGUGCCGAGGACCACAACGUCUACAUCUACUACCCCACGUCUGCCGGUGGUGGCAGCCAGCGUCUCUUCAGAAAGAUUGGGAGUCGCAGCAGCGUGUACUCACCGGAGAGCUGUGUGAGGAAGACGGGCUCGUACAUCUAUGAAGAGUUCAUGCCAACAGAUGGAACUGACGUCAAGGUCUACACAGUGGGACCGGACUACGCUCAUGCUGAGGCCCGGAAGUCUCCAGCUCUGGACGGGAAGGUGGAGCGAGACAGCGAAGGCAAGGAGGUGCGCUACCCUGUCAUGCUCUCAGCCAUGGAGAAACUGGUGGCCCGCAAGGUCUGCCUGGCCUUUAAGCAAACUGUGUGUGGCUUCGACCUCCUCAGAGCCAACGGACACUCGUAUGUGUGCGACGUCAAUGGUUUCAGCUUCGUGAAAAACUCAAUGAAGUACUAUGACGACUGUGCCAAGAUCCUGGGGAACAUUGUGAUGCGUGAGCUGGCUCCUCAGUUUCAGAUUCCGUGGUCUAUCCCGACUGAGGCCGAGGACAUCCCCAUCGUCCCCACCACUUCAGGGACCAUGAUGGAGCUGCGCUGUGUGAUCGCCAUCAUCCGACACGGAGACAGGACGCCGAAACAGAAGAUGAAGAUGGAAGUCCGUAACCCCAUGUUCUUCGAUCUGUUUGACAAAUAUGGAGGCUACAAAACGGGGAAACUGAAGCUGAAGAAACCCAAACAACUGCAGGAGGUGCUGGACAUCACACGGCAGCUGUUAGCAGAACUAGGACAACACACUGACUGUGAGAUAGAGGAGAAGAAGUCCAAACUGGAGCAGCUGAAGACGGUUCUGGAAAUGUACGGUCACUUCUCUGGGAUCAACAGGAAAGUGCAGUUAACCUACCUGCCACACGGGCAGCCCAAGACCUCCAGUGAGGAGGAAGACACGCGUAAGGAAGCUCCGUCUCUGCUGCUGGUGCUGAAGUGGGGGGGGGAGCUGACUCCUGCUGGACGAGUUCAGGCCGAGGAGCUGGGAAGAGCCUUCCGCUGCAUGUACCCCGGAGGUCAAGGAGACUACGCUGGAUUUCCCGGCUGUGGGUUACUGCGUCUGCACAGCACCUACAGACAUGACCUGAAGAUCUACGCCUCUGAUGAAGGACGGGUGCAGAUGACGGCCGCAGCUUUCGCUAAGGGUUUGCUGGCGCUGGAGGGGGAGCUGACACCCAUCCUGGUGCAGAUGGUGAAGAGCGCCAACAUGAACGGGCUGCUGGACAACGACAGCGACUCGCUGAGCAGCUGCCAGCACCGGGUCAAGGCCCGACUCCACGACAUUCUGCAGAAGGACCGGGUCUUCAUCGAUGAAGACUACGAUCGGCUGGCGCCGAACUGCAGCGCCUCUUUGGUGAAUUCGAUGAAGAUCGUCCAGAACCCGGUGUUCACAUGUGACCAGGUCUACGCCCUCAUUCAGAAUCUCACUUCUCAGAUCCGCAAAAGAAUGGAGGACCCCAAGUCGGCCGACCUGCAGCUGUACCACAGUGAGACACUGGAGCUGAUGCUGCAGCGCUGGUCCAAACUCGAGAGAGACUUCCGCAUGAAGAACGGCCGCUACGACAUCAGUAAAAUCCCAGAUAUCUACGACUGUGUAAAGUAUGACGUGAUCCACAACGCCUCCCUGGGCCUGGAGGACACACUGGAGCUGUUCCGACUGUCCCGAGCUUUGGCCGACAUCGUCAUCCCACAGGAAUACGGCAUAAAUAAAGGGGAGAAAUUGGACAUAGCGUACGCCUACUGCCUCCCACUGGUCAGGAAGAUUCUGCUGGACCUGCAGAGGACCCACGAGGACGAGUCUGUCAACAAACUACAUCCUCUGUACUCUCGAGGAGUGAUGUCCCCUGGACGCCACGUCAGGACACGUCUGUACUUCACCAGUGAAAGUCACGUCCACUCUCUGCUCAGCAUCCUCCGCUACGGUGGCCUGCUGGAUGAGGAGAAGGACCAGCAGUGGAAGCGUGCCAUGGAUUACCUCAGUGCUGUGUCUGAACUCAACUAUAUGACUCAGUUAGUCAUCAUGUUGUAUGAGGACAACAAUAAGGAGCUGACCUCCGAGGAGCGUUUCCACGUGGAGCUUCACUUCAGCCCGGGGGUGAAAGGCGUGGAGGAGGAGGAGAACGCUCCCACCGGCUUCGGCUUCAGGCCGGCUUCUGCAGAGGUAGCCCGGCAGAACGGCCAGAAGCAGCCGGACCCCGGCAGCCUGGAGGACCUGUCCCGGGACGAGACGGACCGCGCUGUCCCGCUGUCCGAGCCCAUCGCCAUCCAGAGGAAGUCCCCACUCAUACGCAACCACAAGACUGGAUCCAUGGAGGUCCUGUCGGAAACCUCCUCCUCCAAAGCUGGCAGCUACCGCCUCUUCUCCUUCUGCUCGCGUCAGUCGCCCGAGAUGAAACAAAGUGGACUAGGCUCUCAGUGCGCCGGCCUCUUCAGCACCACCGUCCUCGGUGGGUCCUCUAGCGCCCCUAACCUGCAGGACUACGCACGUGCACACCGCAAAAAAUUCUCCACCGGCAGUCUGUCCUACAAAGACGGAACACAAGACGACACGUCCACCAUAGCAGUGGCUCCACCUCUGUGGUGCAGUGCGACAGAGCCCUUUGAGGAGCACCAUGUGGCCCAGUUAUUGAGGCCUUUCUUCACCGACCCCAGCUUGAGCCGCCACCUCUCUCUGGACGGGGCGCUGGCCCACCACCUCCACCAGUGCUCCUACCACCUCCGCCUCUUCAGAAACUGGCUCAUCUCCGGCCAGGAGCCUCUUGAGUACCUCUACGGCUUUGAAGGCUGCUCCAUGGUGCCCUCCAUCUAUCCUCUGGAGACGCUGCACAACUCCCUGUCGCUCAAACAGGUCGACGAGUUCCUCACCGGAGUGUGUGAGAGUGCCGGGGACCCGCACACCAGGACCACCAGAGCUCUGUCAGCCAUGUUCGACACCCACAACCAGCCGUCAGUGGACUCGUUCAUCCCCCAGAGAGUCCUGUCCUCCUCCAUCUCCCUCAGGUCCCGCUCGGACCGGCCUCCUUGGUACAGCAGCGGUCCGUCCAGCACAGUGUCCAGCGCGGGGCCGUCCUCUCCCACCACAGCUGACACGUCCCCACGCUUCAGUUUCAGUGAUAAGACCUCCCUGACCUCUCAGAGCAGCGAGGAAACCCACUCGUCUCAGAACAUGGCCUCUCAGCCAGCGCCUCACGUGGGGCCCCUGGACCCAGCUGGACCUGCAGCCUCUCACCCCGCUGGAGUCCCACUGACUCCAAACAACUCCCCAGAGGACGAUGACGCCACUGGUCUCCAGUCAGAUCAUCCUGAGGACGGACCAGCCUCUGCCCCGGUGGAACUAUCGGAUCCUGACCUGAGGCCGGCCUGCUCUGCGCUGGCUGAGCUGGCCCUGGGUCGGAUGGAGGGCUACUGCCUCCCCAGCUCUCUGCCUGUGCUCCUGGAGCUCAGAGAGAGCAGCAGUGAGGCGGGCUCCAGCUCCCAGACGCCUCAGUCCCCUGAGGGGCCGGACGAGUUCUUUGACACCCAGGAGUCCAUGGAGCUGUGGAUGGACAGUCCAGAGAGCCCCCCCCCGCCGGACACGCCUCUGGAGGCCGGAGCCACUCACCCAGCUGAGCCAUAGAGCGUCUCACCUGGUUUAGUCUGUAGCUUUACUGCCGUCUCCAUGGUUGUCAAUCAUUAUCCAACCAGCCCCCCCCCCCCCCCCCCCCCCGAGCUUGACCGAGCUGUGCAGCUGGUCCUGUGUUGGACAAUCAUAAGAUGAUGUCGUAUUGUCCGUUGCCUUUCACUGAGCCAAUCCCCGGCUCAGUCUGUCUCUGUCCGUCUCCACUAUCUGGCCACUAGGGGCAGAAGAACUGACCCAAUUGUGUCUGUGACUUUGUUUCAUCAUCCACCCGAUGAACGUGGAUCCUCCCUGUUACCGGCUCGGCGCUAAUGUCCGAUGUCAGGAAAUCGAUUGUCCAUGUUUCCACAUCUGAUCAGUUUUUAAUUGACCAUAAAUAUAUUGAUUAAUGGAGCUUUGAACUGUCAGCUCUCGAACCUGCAGCAGACGGACCAUGUGUGAUGUCACCUCGUGAUGAUGUCACCUCGUGAUGAUGUCACCUCAUCGUAGACACACGAGCACAAACGUUCUACGUGUUUGUUACAGGAAAAAGUGAAAAAACUAUGGAUGAGUCUUCAUCAUGCACCGAUCGUCUUCAUCAUCAGAGUCUUCAUCACUAACGUGUGGAGGUUUCAAGUGUGUGUCUCUCCAGGUCAAAGUGUGUGUGUCUCCAGGUCAAAGUGUGUGUCUCUCCAGGUCAAAGUGUGUGUGUCUCCAGGUCAAAGUGUGUGUGCACUGCUUACUGCCAAAGUCCUUAAGCCUCCAAGAUUUAAUAUAAUCAGUAGAGAAAGAUGGAGACGAUAUUUAUUUUGAAACUGCAGCUUGAAGAGAAAUAUCUGGUAUUUUUAAUAGCUUCACAUUAGAUAUUUAAUAUUACCAUAGCUAAAGUAUAUUCUCUGUGAAAUCGCUUCAUAUGGGACAAAAGUCUAAAAUCCUUUUAUCACUGAACAAACAGGAGGGGAGUUUUACAUUCAGUGCUUUUAUUGUGGCGAACAGUGAUGUAGCAGGUGGGGGGGUUCAUGUUACAUUGUGAUGUUCAGAUGUGUAAAACACACAACUGUGAGUCUGACGUGUCUGUGUACAGAUUAAAAUCAUGACACCACACACGUGUCUUUAACUUCAG
This is a messenger RNA of Platichthys flesus (European flounder), 5653 nucleotides long. RefSeq names its product diphosphoinositol pentakisphosphate kinase 1a (gene ppip5k1a). The record is from RefSeq and is a predicted model, not a curated record. Gene Ontology annotation, cellular component: cytosol. Gene Ontology annotation, biological process: inositol phosphate biosynthetic process; inositol metabolic process. NCBI's taxonomy places the organism in Eukaryota, Metazoa, Chordata, Actinopteri, Pleuronectiformes, Pleuronectidae. Gene Ontology annotation, molecular function: diphosphoinositol pentakisphosphate kinase activity; inositol hexakisphosphate kinase activity; 5-diphosphoinositol pentakisphosphate 1-kinase activity.